Messenger RNA from Aspergillus fischeri NRRL 181, 291 nucleotides. RefSeq lists its product as uncharacterized. The record is from RefSeq and is a predicted model, not a curated record. NCBI's taxonomy places the organism in Eukaryota, Fungi, Ascomycota, Eurotiomycetes, Eurotiales, Aspergillaceae. The transcript is spliced from 2 exons. The coding region runs from base 1 to 291 and encodes 96 amino acids.
AUGACAAAAGGACGGAUUGGAGACAGUCCGCAGGCUGCUCCCGCGCAGGCCCACCUUACUCGUAAAGUAGAGGGGACAUCUCCAUCAGACACGAUCAAUUAUGAGCUCUUAUCAACAUAUACAGCAUUGGUGGAUGCCGAGUCCAGCAAUUGUGUACUUGAUGAUCCAAAUGACAACUAUAAUUCCGCCGAAUCCUACGAUUCAUCCUACAAUUCGUUGGCAGAUAAUGUCAUGACAGAUACUGCCGAAUCCGAGUUUGUAUCUCGUCAUGAUCCCAAGCGCCCUAAUUGA